Molecule: messenger RNA, 1131 nt
Organism: Priceomyces carsonii
Lineage: Eukaryota; Fungi; Ascomycota; Pichiomycetes; Serinales; Debaryomycetaceae
Exons: 1
Coding region: 1-1131 (376 amino acids)
Molecular function (GO): protein binding
Source: RefSeq, a predicted model, not a curated record
AUGUCACAAUUUGAAAAGGUCGAUGUGCUUGGACGUUGUUUAACAGGUCCCAAAACUAGAAACGAAAUUGUCGAGGAAAUAUCGGUAAUGAGGCUACCACUAGAAAUAAUUAUCUAUGUAUUGGAAAUAUUGGAUUAUAAUGACCAGUUGAGACCUAAAUUUUUGAGGAUAAGUAAAUUAUUUUACAAUAUUGUACUACCAAUGAUAUAUCGGCACCCAAAAUUAAAGGCUACCAACUUCUUUGCUUUUGUUGAUACUAUUUCAUCCAAUAAAAAUAUAGGGAAUUUUAUCAAGGUGCUUAACUUAUCUUACAUUAUUCAAACUGGUAAAAAUGCUUUUAUUGCCAAGUUGCUAAAGAGGUCGCGUAAGCAUUUAGAAGUAUUCGUAGCACCACAGACAAGCUUUGGAUUGGGGCCCUUGAUAGCUUUAAAAAACUGCGAGCGACUAAAAGUGUUGGAUCUAAGACUUGUAUCAGAAACCUUGAAUUUGGUGGAAUUGUUUAAAUCCAUUAGUAAAUUAAACGAGUUGACUCAUUUAUCAUUUCCGCGAUCCUCAAUCGAACUAUAUGACUACUCAAGCAUAGCAUGGCCUCCAAAGCUUUCGUUUCUCAGGAUCUCUGGGGGCGUUACAGAUCUGUUUUUAAUGGAAUCCCAUUUCCCUUCAACAAUCAGACAACUAGAAUUUGCCCAUUGUCCGUCUGUUAAAAGCUUUGGACUCCACAGUGUUCUUUUUAGAUUGGGAGCUAACUUAACGUCGUUCAAGGUACAAUAUCCAAUGCCUACCCUUGAACAAAACUCAUUGGAUAGGAUUUUCAAUUACUGUCCCAAUUUAAUAGUCCUAGAAGUUGCGGUCGACUAUGUAUCUUCGUCUUUCUUCGACGAAGAAAACUUAUCGUACCUACCAUACAAGAGGCCUUUAAAGACUUUAUAUAUUGACAGCAGCGGUAUGCUAGGUACUACCAAUAGACUUGAUCCCAUUGAUUUGGCUGUUGCGAUUAACGAAGAACGUUUACCCUUACUAAAAAACUUACAAUGUACUGCCAAGCUUGGUUGGGAUCCCGAUUCCGAGUAUGUUUCAUUCAUAGCUGACUCAUUAGAUGAAAGGGGUGGAGGACUAUACAUCGGUUAUUAA